Radiomyces spectabilis is the source of this 1052-nucleotide messenger RNA. Its product is annotated as Alpha/Beta hydrolase protein. The record is from RefSeq and is a predicted model, not a curated record. The transcript is spliced from 8 exons. Lineage: Eukaryota; Fungi; Mucoromycota; Mucoromycetes; Mucorales; Radiomycetaceae. Bases 24 to 1025 code for a protein of 333 amino acids.
GUUGCUUCGCCGCUUUAGUUAAAAUGGUGCGUCUCGAAUCGACUUCAACACACAUUAUUCCGUGUCAUCGUGCAUCCGAUGGUUGCGAUGUGCAGAAACUUGCUGUUGAUCAGCAUGUGUUUCCAGCACCCAAGUCGACACAGCAGAGACUCGCAUUCCUUUGGGGUCACUCCAAUGGUUUUCAUAAAGAAUCACUGCAUCCGUUUAUGCGCCGGUUUUUGAACCAUUUGCGACAACAGCCACAGUACGAUAAUACCGAACUUGUCUUUGUCACUUGGGACGCUCGUCACCAUGGCGAUUCAGCUCGUUUGAACGAGGGAACAUUUUUCGAGACUUGUACAUGGUUUGACAGUGCACUCGAUGUUCUGCAAGUUGUAGAAGCUUUAGAGUUGAAAUCAGACAAAUAUAAUGCACUCAUCGGGGUUGGCCACAGUUUUGGCGGCACAUGCAUGCUAUUGUGCGAAUUCUUUUACCCAAAAACGUUUGAUGGUUUAACUUUAAUUGAGCCUGUAAUGAGCAGUCAAUUCUAUGAUACAGAAUUACGACUUCAGAUUCCGGUUUUAUCAUCCCGCACACGUCGCGAUACUUGGCAGAGUCGCGAGGAAUGUCUCAAGUCGCUUACCACCCGAAAAUUCUGGAAGCGAUUUGAUCCUGAAGUACUUGAAAAUUAUGUGCAAUACGGAUUAUAUGACGCGCCGGACGGCACUGUCAAACUGAAAUGCCCCAGAGAACAAGAAUACCAUGUCUUCCGACAUAGCCAUUACCCUACAAGAACGGCUUUCAAUUCCCUUGCUAUCUUAAAGGUUCCGGUUCAAUUUGUAUAUGCUCUUGGCUCAACCUUUAUGCCUCCGGAAGAAGCUGAUAUGGUUCCAGGACAAAAUCGAACCAUGAUUCGAUUAGACUUUGUAGAGGGCAGCCACAUGGUUCCAAACGAGAAGCCUGAUCUUAUCGUUCCCCAUAUUGAUAACUUGUUGACACGAGUGCUAUUGAAUAGCAAAAAGGAUCAACGCAUUGCCAAACUUUAAAAUAAAAUAAAGUACAAAUAACCUGGU